Entamoeba invadens IP1 is the source of this 930-nucleotide messenger RNA. RefSeq lists its product as hypothetical. The coding region runs from base 1 to 930 and encodes 309 amino acids. The transcript has a single exon. The record is from RefSeq and is a predicted model, not a curated record. Lineage: Eukaryota; Evosea; Mastigamoebida; Endamoebidae.
AUGUCCAAACCACAGCGAAAAUUCGCUUCAAAAAAAUUGGAUUUGAGCGUGUUGCGCCACAGUACAAAAUCAGGUCGUGGCUGUGAUUUUUUGGAUUUCUGUGAAACCCAUGCAACAGAAAUCAUGGAAUGUCUAACACUCCAACAACAAAUGAAAUUGUUGAGAAGUGAAAAAUGGCUUGAAAAGGUUUCAAUUGAAACGAAAGCCAAAGUGUUGGGUGUCUCACCCUCGACGGCCCGCCUCAACAACUUGUAUGAUGAUGUCGAAGGGAAGUCUGGAAGAAAACGAGAAAUUAAUCAAUCGAGGAUGCCGUUGUUGUUGGAAACAAUUCGAGAAAGACAAAACACCACCAAACCAAUCACCACCAAAGAGAUGGUAAAUGUUGUAGAAGGAGUUGUUGGGAAGAAAGUAUCAAAAAGAACCAUCGCAAACAGUUUGAGAAGGGAGGGUUUAAUUAAGAAGAUUGCAAAACCAAUGGAUAAAGAGAGAGCUGAGCUGAGUAAAGAUGAGUUAAGAAGCUAUGAAACUAGAGCUGUUGAUUUGUUGAACAAUGACAUACAAUAUGCCGGCGAAAGAGUUGUCCACUUGAAUGGAGUUAAACCCUCCCUCCUUAUCAACAUGGACGAAAGUGGUUAUUGUCCAUUUGUGGAUUCAAAAAGGAGCAACUUUUAUGUUGACGACAACUAUGACUACACCAACUCUUACUCUGUUGAUCGCUCUCAAAAACGCAUAACACUGAUUGCAGGAAUAUUUGCCAACAACACCACGCUGAAACCAAUGAUCAUACUAUCAAACUUGACAAUGAAAAAUGAAAUCGACAGAUACAUUGACAGAGAUGAUGUUGAAAUUGCAUAUCAACGCAAAUCCUUCAUUACGGAAGACAUAUACACAUUGUGGCUUGAAAGAUGUCUUAAACCAGAACUGGAAUAA